Musa acuminata AAA Group (dessert banana) is the source of this 937-nucleotide messenger RNA. RefSeq lists its product as uncharacterized. The coding region runs from base 226 to 597 and encodes 123 amino acids. NCBI's taxonomy places the organism in Eukaryota, Viridiplantae, Streptophyta, Magnoliopsida, Zingiberales, Musaceae. The transcript has 2 exons. Gene Ontology annotation, cellular component: NatC complex. The record is from RefSeq and is a predicted model, not a curated record.
AAAAAAAUCAUCAGGAGAAGCGGCGUGCACGGGAAGCCAGGCGACGUGCGAGCCCUAACAUUUCCUCUGCUGCGGCUGCCGACAUCGCCGGCCGAACCUCCUCCUCCUGGCCGCAAGCCACAACCCACCGCCUCUCACUGCCGUUGUCGCCUCCUCUCGCAGGCACAUUGAAGUCUUCCAGUAUUUUCUCGUCAGCCUUCAUAAGAGGACGAACAUUCUUAGACGAUGGAAGGAGGACCAGGAUCAUCCUCGAGUCCUCCAAUCAUGCAAGAUGUCCACUCUGACUCAUUAGUGUCAGGGAACUCUGGUGGUGAUGGCUCACCAUUAGUGGCACGUUUAAGGAAACUUCUCUUUCGUCGGAUGCUUGUGGGGGUCAGUGAUGGACGGUUCUUUUUGGGUGUAUUUCAUUGUAUUGACAAACAAGGCAACAUCAUCCUUCAGGAUGCUGUGGAGUAUCGUAGCGUUCGCCAGUCUUCUUCAUCACCAAUGGAACAGCGAUGUCUUGGGCUUAUCCUGAUUCCUGCCAGGUGCCGAUCUUCUUGCCAUGUAGAAUGCUCCAUAGAUGAGCAGAUGUCGCUCCUAUCACUUAAUAAAUGAAGGACAGGGUUGUGUGCUACUAAAAGAAAAUAAAAGAUUUUGUUAUCUGCUUGGUGGCUGGUGUGCUCCAAACAAAUGCUUUCAUUACUUCUGCUGCCUGUGAAGCUCCUGGUCUGGAUUAAGGCACGCUAUCAUCUCACAAACCAUGCCGAGAACUUUCUUUGGUGACUGUUUCAUUCUGAAAUGCAUUGCAUUUUGUCAAGUCUCUAAUUGUAUGUGAAUAGUUGAUCUUUGUUCUGCUCAAUCUGUCAUUCCUGUGUUAUGCUCUUCAGCUCUUCGAACUGCCCUUGAACUUGUAUAUGUUCUUGUUUUUGUUCAUCGGAGUCUUACUAUUUAUUCA